Gastrolobium bilobum is the source of this 1094-nucleotide messenger RNA. Its product is annotated as zinc finger protein ZAT10-like. Lineage: Eukaryota; Viridiplantae; Streptophyta; Magnoliopsida; Fabales; Fabaceae. The record is from RefSeq and is a predicted model, not a curated record. Gene Ontology annotation, molecular function: DNA-binding transcription factor activity. The transcript has a single exon. Bases 138 to 818 code for a protein of 226 amino acids.
ACUCAUCUUACUCGCAACCCACUAUAUAAAUACCAUUCCUCACAACUCAUAAUUCACAAUUCACAACUUACAAUCAACUCUCUUUCUUUCUUACUUACUUACUUACUUACACUAAAUCUAGUUAGAUAAAGUUGUAAAUGGCUUUGGAGGCUCUGAAUUCUCCUACCCCAUUCCCCUACGAACAAGAGGAGGUUGACCUUGAGAGCGUUGAGCCAUGGACCAAGAGGAAGCGCUCAAAACGAUCCCGUUUCGAGAUCCCAUCAAAUCCAACAGAGGAAGAGUACCUGGCUCUCUGCCUCAUCAUGCUCGCCCACAGCGGCAACAACAACACUUCUCCGCACCUGAAUAUUCAUCACGACACACAAACACAAACACAACCACAGCCACAACCUAUCACUAAGCAGACUCAUAGAUGCACCGUUUGCAACAAAGCCUUUCAAUCUUACCAAGCACUCGGAGGCCACAAGGCCAGCCACCGCAAGUCCUCGUCGACCGAAGCCUCCAACUCUACUUCUACCGCCGCCGCCUCCGCCGCCGGAAGGAUGCACGAGUGCUCCAUUUGUCACAAGGCUUUCCCGACGGGUCAGGCUCUGGGCGGCCACAAGCGAUGCCACUAUGAAGGCGGCAACAACACCUCCUCUGAGGCUACCGCCUCCACCCACAGCCACCGUCCUUUUGACUUGAAUUUGCCGGCAACCCUCACCGACUUCUGGGUCGGCGGCGGUGAACAAGAGGUGGAAGGCCCUUUGCCGGAAACAGCCAAGAAGCCGCGUUUGUCUUUGGGUGUAGCUUCCUCAGAGUCCCACAGAAUUCGUUGAAUUUGCGCUGCAGUGAAUCAUUCACGCACAGAUUCAAACGACUUAGUAUUCAUUUGUUUGUUUUGUUUUUUUGUUUUGGGUUCAUGGGUUGUGGCAAAAUCGGAGGAUCGAUUGAAAACUCGGAUUUUGUAAAUUGCUUAAUUCUUUCGUUACUCUGUACAUACAAAAUUGGCCAUUACCUUUCUACUCUAUCUCUCUGUCAUGAAUUAGAGUAGAUUUAAAUUUUUUAUUUUUUAACUUGUUGACGUCACAAUGUUAUUUUAUAACAGAAUAUAU